AGAUUAAUUGCAACAUCAUUUUUUUUUCUUUUUAGGUGGACUCUUCUAUUCUAUUUUACUAGGACUAGGAUACUACCUUUUGUGAGAAUGGUAAAAGGAGUUGCCCAUUAUCUCGCAGUGAGUGUAUCAAAUAUCUUCUCCUCAUACUUCUCAACAGUAUCACUCUGUUGUCUCCCAUUUCUUCAGAUGCUAUACCUAUUUCCACUCCGACUCUAUAGUUAUGAUGUUGAAAAUACGCGUUACAAUAUCUGUUUAAGUAAAGACUUUGUCUCCUCCACCAAACUUACUUGUGAUAUCAUCAUGUAAUUGCAGCACAAGAACAACUUGUUUAUUGUUAGAAAACGACCGAUAUACAAAGAAAGGAAGGGGCUUUUGUAUGGCUAGUGAAAUGGAGGAGGUGGCAGAGAAGUGUUUGGACUCUGAGCUUUGGCAUGCCUGUGCAGGAAGCAUGGUGCAAAUUCCUGCAGUGAACUCGAAGGUCUACUAUUUUCCACAAGGCCAUGCUGAGCAUACAUGUACGGAUGUUGAUUUCAGUGCACUGCCGAGAAUUCCUGCUAUGAUCCUAUGCAGGGUUGAUACUGUAAAGUUCUUAGCUGACCCUAAAACUGAUGAGAUUUAUGCUAAGAUUAGGCUUAUUCCGGUUUUAAACAAUGAGCAUGACUUUGAAGACGAUACUUUUUUUGGAAGCAGUGUGGUUGAAACAACUGAAAAGCCUAUUUCCUUUGCCAAGACAUUGACUCAAUCAGAUGCAAAUAAUGGGGGUGGUUUUUCAGUUCCCAGGUACUGUGCCGAGACAAUUUUCCCAACGUUGGAUUUGUCAGCUGAUCCGCCUGUCCAAACUGUGAUGGCAAAGGAUGUUCAUGGUGAAAUCUGGCCGUUUAGGCACAUUUUUAGGGGCACGCCUAAGAGGCAUUUGUUGACAAGUGGUUGGAGUACAUUUGUUAAUAAGAAGAAGCUGGUUGCAGGGGACUCCAUUGUGUUUCUGAGGGAAGAAAGUGGUGCCCUUUGUGUUGGAAUUCGCAGGGUAAAGCGAGGUGGUAUUGGUGGACAGGAAACCCAAUCGGGGUGGAACUUAAUUGCUGGGAAUUAUGGUGGAUCGUAUGCAUAUUUGAAGGAAGACGAGAAGAGUAGUAGUAAUGGAAAUCUGAAUUCUUCUGGUGGGAGAUUUAGAGAUAAGGGAAAAGUGAGCCCUGAAUCAGUUGUUAGAGCCUCAUAUUUCGCUUCUACUGGCCAGCCUUUUGAAAUUGUUUACUACCCUCGUGCAAGCACACCAGAAUUUUGUGUUAGGGCAUCUUCGGUGAAUGCUGCAAUGAGCGUUCAAUGGUGCUUAGGGAUGAGGUUCAAAAUGGCUUUUGAAACCGAGGAUCCUUCUCGGAUCAGCUGGUUCAUGGGAAGUAUAUCUACAGUUCAGGUUGCUGACCCUGUCCGUUGGCCUCAUUCACCGUGGCGGCUUCUUCAGGUGACAUGGGAUGAACCGGAUUUGCUGCAGAAUGUAAAGCAUGUAAACCCAUGGCUUGUUGAAUUGGUCUCUAACAUGCCCGUCAUUCACUUGUCUCCACCUAGGAAAAGAUUGUGUUUGCCACAAGAGUGCGCACUUGACUGCCAAUUUCCAUUACCUUCAUUUUCGGGCAACCCCCUCGGGUCCAGCAGUCCUUUUGGUUAUCAACCUAACAAUAUCACUGCAGGCAUACAGGGAGCCAGGCAUGCUCAAUUUGGAGAUCCUUUAUUGGAUUUCCAACUUAGCAAAAAGUUGCAGUUGGAAGUGCUACCACCCGUUGAUGCUGAUUCUGAAAUUCCUAAUGACAUCAGUAAGGUCCAAAAAGAGAGCAAUGAAGAUUUAUCUUCCUUGCUUUCCAUGGGUAUCUCUAGUCAGAUGUUGGAGAAAGCUGAUGAUGUGAAGAAACCUUCGUUUUUACUCUUUGGCCAGCCAAUUCUCACUGAGCAGCAAAUGUCAAGGGUCGAGUCUACUAAUGCUCCUCCACAAGUCCAAACAAAAAGAGACUCCUCCGGUGAGGCACAAUUGAAAACUGAGGAAAUUUCUCUGGGCUGGAAAGACUUUUCAGAAUGUCUAUCAAGUGCUUCAUUUCUUUGUAAUCGAGGCUAUCACGCAGCUGAACUUGGCGCGUUUAUUGGUCACUGCAAAGUAUUCCUAGAUUCAGAGGAUAGAGGACGUAGUCUUGAUCUCUCAGUUCUAGGAUCAUAUGCAGAGCUGUAUAAAAGACUUGCAGACAUGUUUGAGAACGAAAGAUUAGAUAUGAUGACGAUCAGUGUGCUCUAUCUAGACGCAACAGGUGCAUCUAGACAAAUUGGAGAUGAACCAUUCAGCGACUUCAUCAAGACUGCAAGAAGACUGACAGUUCUGAGGAACCCUGGCAACGGUACUGCAAGGAAAUGGCUAUCCUCAACGUUGUCUAGAUACUUCAAACCAGACAGGAUCCCUUAGCAUCUUUGCACAAAACUAGCUUUUAUUUAUUGCCUACGCGAAUAAGUAUCUUAGAAAACCAUAGACUACUAUAUGUAGUUUGAAAGGGCACUACUAGUGGAAACAUGGAUAUGUUUCGAGGAUGUUUCAGUUUGUUUUAAAGUUGGUAAUAAUAUGAAUGUCAUUCUGCUGACUACAUCUUGCUGCUGUAACCACAUGUUAGUUUGUUCGUUGUGGUAUUAUCAAAAAAAACAUCAAAUUUAUUCA
Messenger RNA from Capsicum annuum, 2689 nucleotides. RefSeq names its product auxin response factor 18. NCBI's taxonomy places the organism in Eukaryota, Viridiplantae, Streptophyta, Magnoliopsida, Solanales, Solanaceae. Gene Ontology annotation, molecular function: DNA binding; protein binding. Gene Ontology annotation, biological process: regulation of DNA-templated transcription; response to hormone. The record is from RefSeq and is a predicted model, not a curated record. Gene Ontology annotation, cellular component: nucleus. Bases 377 to 2443 code for a protein of 688 amino acids. The transcript has 5 exons.